AUGCAAAAGACGUAUCAGCAGCCUUCAGAGGCGCCUCAAGCAUGGCGACGGACCUCCUCCAUAAGCUCGGAGGACAUGAAGUCGGCCCUAGAAGCAUUCGCAACCGCCGGUAACAAAGCUCUCAAUACAAGCUCGUUUGGAGCAGGACCCGACGACUAUCUUCGGAAAGCUGCCGAGCGCAGGACAAGUAUACCCAGCGGCUACAAACAAGACGCAAUUACAAAGGAGAUGAUGGCAAAAGCGUGGGCUGCGAAAUCAUACCCCGGCAUGGGAGGGCAAGGAAGCGGCAAGUCAGGGUAG
This is a messenger RNA of Trichoderma breve, 300 nucleotides long. RefSeq lists its product as uncharacterized. NCBI's taxonomy places the organism in Eukaryota, Fungi, Ascomycota, Sordariomycetes, Hypocreales, Hypocreaceae. The coding region runs from base 1 to 300 and encodes 99 amino acids. The transcript has a single exon. The record is from RefSeq and is a predicted model, not a curated record.